GGCCGGCUCGCGUCGCUGUCCGGAGUCCAGUCCGGGCCAGCCCGCGGCCCCGUUUCCGCCCCCGGCGUGGCGACGCCACCGCCCUCAUCAGCGCCGCCACCACCUCGCCCCGCUUUCGUUUUUGGCUCCUUCCGCGGAGAGGCCAGCCGGCCAGGGAAUCAAUCAAACAACACUCCUCCUCCUAUAUAGAGAGAGCUGGGAACAAGACGGGAGGCAACUGGUCUGGUCGGUGCUCGCCACCUUUAAUUUCCUCCUCUGCUGCUGCUACUAGUUUAGCAAGCUUGCUCAGCCACCUUUUUGGACGCUCGCUGCUCCCGACAAGACCGCCCUCCAUCCUGCUGCCAUCACAGAUCGGGAUCUCGCGGGGGGGCUGCGAUUCAUUCGCCAAUCGCCAGCUAGCACUCCUACUCCAACGCCACCCAUCUCCGAGUCUUUGACAAGUCUUGACAGAUUGGAGCAACUGUUCUGAAGAUUUGAGACACUGUUGGAGAUGGGUACAAGGAUGCCAAUCUUACCCCGACUAUCGAGCACACUGUCCACGGCGUUGCUUGAGUGGAUCUUGAUGCUCCUGCUGUUCAUCGACGCGGUUUACAGCUUCUUGGUCACUAGAUUCGCCCGUCUCUGCAGAUUACCAGCGCCAUGCCCUUUCUGCUCAAGGCUUGAUCACGUCCUGGGCAACGAGAAACCAUGUUUCUAUAGAGAGUUGAUCUGCAAAACUCACAAGACGGAGAUUUCAUCCUUGGCCUUCUGCAGUCUCCACCAGAAGCUCGCGGGAGCCCAAAAUAUGUGUGAAGGGUGCUGUGGGAAAGUCACCCAUGAUGAUAAAACAGAUGAGACUGUGAUGGAUGCCAAUGUACUUUAUAGCAAACAAAGAAUUGAUGAUGCUUUGAAUUCCCCUCGUGAAAAAGUUUGCUCGUGCUGUGGGCAGCAUUUUAAGCAACGGACUGUAGCUUUGUCCUCUAGAAAGACUGCAGAGCUAGAGCCUACUGGAGCAUUCGGCUCACCAGAAAUUUACACAGAGUAUUCUGUAGUAUGUCAAGUGGACGAGCCUUUGGAGCCUAAAGAUAUAUACCACCAAACUGACUACAGGUCUAAUGAGCGAGAUGAUCUGCUACAGAUGACAUCUGACUCUGAGAUUGAGGUCCCUUGUGCCAAUGAUGUGAAAAGUUCACAAUCUCGUGAAGCCAGUGUUGUGGACGAAGACUUACAAGAAGAUGCAGCUUGUGAGCAACCCGUUCUUCCUUCCCCUGUGGUGAUCAAGGAAUCUGAAAUAAUUGUCAAGAAGGAGCCCAGUGUUGAAGACACCUGCAAUACAUCUUUGGCGUGUCCUGCUGUGGAUGAUCAUCCAAAUAGCGGAGGUGAUGUGGACCGGACGGAAGAAAAAGAAAGCCUAUCCAGAAAAUUGGCAUCCCGGCAUGAUCCUGUACUUGUUAUAGAAAAUUCAGGUUUAGAAGAUGCUGGUAUUUCACAAAUUCCAGUUAUGCCAAGUGAUGAGCUACCACAGGUUCCUGGUGAGAUUGAACCAUCUCAGAGCACAAGUGAAGGCAACGCUGAUCCAUAUACAUCUCAGUUCACAAUACUAGAGGAGCACUAUGCUGUUUCAGAAGAAGGAAAUAUAAAAGGUAUUCUGGAACAAGUUGAUGUGCCAGAAAUUACUGGCAGAUCAAGUGGUGAGUUUCAUCAGAGAAUUGCGUCAGCAGCUGAUCCACAUACAAAUGAACUGGUGCUAGAGAACGCUCAUCAUGGUGCUUCAGAAGACGCAAAUCAGAAAGAUAAUUGCGGGGAUAUCCAUGUUUCACAAGUUAGUGCUGGUUCCAAAACAUGUGGUGAAGUUAAUAAAAUUGAACCCACUGGUGACAUGGGGGCACACAAACUGAUAGUCCAAGAUCCUUCUGGUAGUGCUCCCAAAGAUUUAAUAGAUAAAGAUUAUGUGGACGAACCUCAUAUAUCAGCAACUACCGUAAGAUCAAGUGGUGAAAUACCUCAAGAUCAUAGUGCCACCGAGGAAUACCCAAAAACAAGUGACAGUGUUGUUGAAAGGAGACCAUCUCUAAGCACUCAGAUUAGCAUGAAUGAAGCCUAUAGACUUGCCAUUGGCAACAAGGGUAGCUUGCCAUCCCCUACCUUGACGGAUGUAAUCCUUGGAAAGGACUCUACUUCUAGCAUAAACGAAGAACUGAGACUACUGCUAUCACAGCUCUCAGCUUCCAGGGGGCUUGAGGCACCAUGGGUCGAUCCAGGCCCUAGCCCACGUGCAUAUGGACGUGGUGAUGAGUUGGUGGUGCAGAACAUUACCAAUAGAAUUUCACUUGAGAGGAAUGCUUCCGGUUUGGAGUCUCUAGACGGAAGCAUUGUCAGUGAGAUGGAAGGUGAAAGCACCAUUGACCGGUUAAGACGACAGAUUGAUCUUGACCGGAAAUCAAUACACCUACUCUGCAGAGAACUGGAAGAAGAGAGGAACGCCUCAGCCAUUGCUGCAAGUCAAGCUCUGGCUAUGAUCACCAAGUUGCAGGAUGAGAAGGCUGCAAUGCAGAUGGAAGCUUCGCAUUACCAAAGGAUGAUGGAAGAGCAAGCUGAAUAUGACAGUGAAGCGCUAGCGAAAACUAACGAGUUACUCGCUGAAAGAGAACAACAAAUAGAGGAACUGGAAAUUGAGCUCGAAAACUAUAGGAGACAGUAUGGAGGUGGAGCAAUAGAGGAACGAGGCAAUCAAGCGGCUUUUAAACAAGAAAAUAGGGAUACAGCUAUGCUUGACGUUGGUGAUCUUGAAGAUCCUUUGAAGCAGGGCAUAAAUUCCUUGGUGAGUUUGGAAGAGGAGAGGGCAUAUAUAGCAAGUGGUUUGAGAAAAUUGGAGCAAAAGCUCCAAUUCUACUCCAACAACAGUGUUUCUGUUGAUUUACCCAGUCCAGAUGUUAAGGAUGACCUCUCUGACAAAGUAUAUGUCAUAGAAGACUUCUCGUUAGACCGCCAGGAAAGCUCGAUAGAGAGCAAAGAAGCUGGCUCAUUGACAACUAGUGGGAAGAUUGAUCUAGAUGCAGUGCAGGAAGAAAUUUCAAAAUUGAACAGAAGACUGAAGACACUAGAAGGAGAUCGCAGUUUUCUUGAACAUAGCAUCAACUCCCUCAGGAAUGGCGACGAAGGUUUGAUGUUUAUACAGGAAAUUGCUUGCAAUCUGAGAGAACUGCGAGCAAUUGCUAUUGACAAGAAAUAGAAUUUACCAAACUGUGUAUAAUAGUCAUUUUCAAACUUAUUUGUGCGAUAGGUAUCUUCUUUCUUUCUUUCUUUCUUUCUUUCUUUCUUUCUUUCUUUCUUUCUUUCUUUCUUUCUUUCUUUUUUUUUUUUGCGAUUGCAAUAGGUAUUGAAUCAACAUAUGAAUUGUGCAUCAUGUGUAUCAUCUAAAUGAAAAGAAAUUCUUCUUGUAUGUAGGCACCAGAUAUUGUUGUAAUUAUCUUGAAGGAAAUUCACAGGAAAGGAAUUUUCGAUGCAUA
Messenger RNA from Sorghum bicolor (sorghum), 3488 nucleotides. Its product is annotated as myosin-binding protein 1. Gene Ontology annotation, molecular function: myosin binding. The record is from RefSeq and is a predicted model, not a curated record. Lineage: Eukaryota; Viridiplantae; Streptophyta; Magnoliopsida; Poales; Poaceae. The transcript is spliced from 6 exons. Bases 491 to 3211 code for a protein of 906 amino acids.